AAGGCCGAACGGCGAGGCCAACGUCCACCGUCCAAGCGCCGCUUGAAAGUCGAAACUUUCCCGAGAAAAUCAAGGAAAGAAAGCGAGAGAGAAAGAGAAGGAAAAUGGCUGGGAGCUCUAAUACUUGGGCCUAUGCCCGGAUCAUCACCGGAACCAUUCUCGGUGGCGUUCUCGGCUUCUACGUCAUGGAUCGCGUCGAGAAAAGCUACAAGGAGAAAGUGAAGGAGAGACUGAGACAGUACGAAAGUGAAUUGAAGAAGAAAGAGAAAUUGAAUGAGUUUGAAGAGUCUAUGUAGACUGUACCCUACCAGUGUUCUUUCUUCUUUUUACUUCUGCUUGUGGUUGUUGAACACAAAAAUGUUGAAAUUUUGAAUCAUAUGUUUUUGUAUUUGGACUUAGCCA
Messenger RNA from Prunus dulcis (almond), 402 nucleotides. RefSeq lists its product as uncharacterized. The coding region runs from base 105 to 296 and encodes 63 amino acids. Lineage: Eukaryota; Viridiplantae; Streptophyta; Magnoliopsida; Rosales; Rosaceae. The record is from RefSeq and is a predicted model, not a curated record. The transcript is spliced from 2 exons.